CCCCCCCCCCCAAAAAAAAAAUAAAUAAAAAAAUAAAUAAAACCGCUUGGAAAGAUGGCACAUAAUGGAACGCAUCCCUUUUUGGAAAUGCUCAAAUCUUUUAAUACGGGCGACCUGAUCCUGGCCUUCUGCUUGUCGGUGCUGGUGGGCCUGCUUCUGGGGGCCCUGGUCUACGUCCUGCUGACCUGGGCGUCCCGCCGCAGGGCCACCGCCCGCAUCACCCGACGCUCCCGCAAGAAACCCGGCAAACCGCCGCGGUCUCAGAUCCCGCCGGACGGCCAGCUGGGCCUGUACCGGAGCACCUUCCUCGGCGUCUACCGCCAGCCCUCCCUGGAGCCGGUGGGACCUCUGGGGAGCAAACCGGGUCCGGAGACAUCCACCUUUCGUCCUCUGCCCCGGAGAGGCAGCCCGGAGAUGGGAGAAGACACCGAGGUCGAUUCGGCCCACUCGGAGUCCCCGGUUCCGAACAAGCGUCACUCCUUCUGGCUGGGUGGUAACGGACUGAAGGGUUUUCUCCCCUCGCAGACGCCGCCGCCGGCCUACAACAGCAUCAUCCACGCCUUCCAAGAGUCCUCCACUUGAAAGCCGCCCCCUCCCAGUCAAGUACUCGAGACCAUCAAGUCCACUCAGAAAUGGGUUUUACAUUAGACGCGUUUAAAGAUGCUGGCUGAACACGUGCCAAGACUGGAAAAAUACGCAAAAUCUGGCUGUCAGGUUCUUGAUUUUCCAUUUGCAGAUCUCGCGCCUGUGCCAAAACCCCCUCCGACCUCUCUAUAACUUGUCCUCCUACGUUUGAUAAAUAUGUAUGAUCAUUCCCGCGCGGUUUUAUUGUUUUAGUGUCCCUUCAAAGGUUGAAGGUGCCUGAAGGGAAUCCGCGCAAAUGUGCCGGAAACGCAGACAUUUUUCACAAAUUUUUCAUGCUUGCUUUUGAAAAUUGUUACCGCUGACAAAUAAAAAGUUUUUUUCCGCAGUUUUAAGAUUCUCAGCAUUUUCAGCAUGUGCGGACACACAACUGGUUCAUCUAAAAUCCA
Messenger RNA from Syngnathoides biaculeatus (alligator pipefish), 1031 nucleotides. It is a transcript of the gene myct1b, whose product is annotated as myc target 1b. Gene Ontology annotation, cellular component: nucleoplasm. The coding region runs from base 55 to 582 and encodes 175 amino acids. The transcript is spliced from 2 exons. The record is from RefSeq and is a predicted model, not a curated record. NCBI's taxonomy places the organism in Eukaryota, Metazoa, Chordata, Actinopteri, Syngnathiformes, Syngnathidae.